Messenger RNA from Benincasa hispida (wax gourd), 942 nucleotides. RefSeq names its product putative carboxylesterase 17. The record is from RefSeq and is a predicted model, not a curated record. Lineage: Eukaryota; Viridiplantae; Streptophyta; Magnoliopsida; Cucurbitales; Cucurbitaceae. Gene Ontology annotation, molecular function: hydrolase activity.
AUGGCAUUGAUCGGAGAAGUACCCGGUUACUUCGAAGUAUACUCCGAUGGAUCGGUUCGACGCUCAAUCCCCGAAGUGGUUGUCUCAACCGGUACUCAAUCAUCUAAGAAUUAUAACUUCAAGGAUGUCGUUAUCGACUCGAAAAAGUUAGUUACUGGGAGGUUGUUUCGUCCCAAUGUUACUAAUUCUACGACAAAACUUCCUAUUUUGGUUUACUUCCAUGGUGGUGGUUUUUGCAUUGGCUCAACUACUUGGAUUGGUUACCAUAAUUUUCUUAAAGACUUGGCUAUUGCAUCUGAAUCUAUUAUCUUGUCCGUCGACUAUCGACUGGCACCGGAGAAUCGACUUCCUGCAGCUUAUGAAGAUUGCUACAACUCACUUGAAUGGCUCAGUUAUCAAGAAAGUUCUGAGCCAUGGUUGCAGAAUGUUGAUCUUUCUCGAGUCUUCCUAUCUGGGGAUAGUGCAGGAGGGAACAUUGUCCACAAUGUUGCAAUCAAAUCCAUCAAGAGCAACAUUUCCAACUUGACCAUCAAAGGAUUAUUGUUAAUCCAUCCUUAUUUCGGGAGCGAGAAGCGAACCGAGAACGAGAAAGGCCGAGGAGUAGAAGGAUUCGUCGAAAUGAACGACAUGUUCUGGAGAUUGAGCAUACCAACAGGUUGUGACCGUGAUUAUUUUGGAUGUAACUAUGAGACUAAUGCACAACAAGUAAGUAAAGAAGAAUGGAACCAUUUUCCUAAUGUGGUGGUUUUUGUGGCUGCCUUGGAUUUCUUGAAAGAAAGAGGAGAGUUGUAUGCAAAAUUCUUGCAAAAAAUGAAGGUAAAAGAGGUUAAGCUUAUAGAAGCCGCUAACGAAUCCCAUGUAUAUCAUGUAUUCCAUCCCCAAUCCGAAGCCACUCGUUUACUUCAAGAACAGAUGAGUCACUUCAUGAAGAGCUAUUGGUAA